AUGCGUCUAUUAGCCACCGGCAGAGCCCUGCGUGCCAGCAGUGGUCGCUGGACCAUUGCCGCAUCGUGUUUGAGAAUUGCGCGCCCACCCCUAUCAACAGUCCACCACCGCGAAUGGAGCUCAACCACACCUCGUCGGACAGCCGACCACCCUUUAGCCACCUCAACCUCUCAGACUUCCAAACAGCGAGCCAAUCUCACCAUUGAAGGCGAGCCCUACCCCACGGACCAAUGGACCAACACCCCCGACACCAUUCUGUCGCAUGUCGGCCGACGGCUAUACCUGGACGACAAUCACCCGCUCGCAAUCACGCGCAAGCUCAUCGAAAGCCAAUUCCCCAGCCCUGUCUUCGGCAACUACUCUGAGAAAAACCCCGUCGUCACCACGGCACAGAACUUCGACGUCCUCGGCUUCCCGCCAGAUCACCCGGGCCGCAGCCGCACUGAUACAUACUAUGUUAAUGAGAAGACGGUGCUUCGCACUCACACGAGCGCACACCAGCAGGCAUACUUCCAGCAGAUUAAUCGCAAUGAACAGACACGCCCGGAGGAGGUCGGGUACACCGUGAUCGCGGAUGUCUACCGCCGCGACGCCAUUGACCGCAGCCACUACCCGGUCUUCCACCAGAUGGAGGGUGCUAUGCUGUGGAAGCGGCCGUCCCCGGAUCCGCUGGCGCAUUCCAGCGCAACAGCCGCAAAGGUCAUGGCGGAUCUGGACAAGCUCCCGCGUCACGACGUCGUGGUCGAAGACCCGAACCCGACCAUCCACCCGGAGCGCAAUCCGCUGCAAGCGGAGCAUCACAGUGCCGAGGAGGCCGAGGCCGUAGGCGCGCACCUGAAGCGGUCUCUGGAGAACAUGGUGAUCCGCAUCUUCACUGAGGCCAGCAAAGCCGCGGCCGCAAGCACAGGCACCCAAACCGAACAGGAACCCUUGAAAGUGCGCUGGGUCGAGGCCUACUUCCCGUUCACCAGCCCAUCCUGGGAGCUUGAAGUCUUCUGGCAAGGCGACUGGCUCGAGAUUCUAGGCUGCGGCGUCAUCAAACAAGAACUCCUGAUCAACUCCGAUGUAUCCGACCGCAUGGGCUGGGCGUUUGGCUUGGGCAUCGAACGCAUCGCCAUGCUCCUCUUUAACAUCCCUGAUAUUCGCCUCUUCUGGUCCCGCGAUGAGCGGUUCCUAUCCCAGUUCCGCGCCGGCCACAUCGCGCGCUUCGAACCUUUCUCGAAGCAUCCGGCCUGCUACAAGGACGUUGCCUUUUGGCUGCCUCCUGCUGCCGUCACUGGUGGUAAGAGUGCGGCAGGCGGUGCUGUUCCCUUUCAUGAAAAUGACGUGAUGGAGAUUGUGCGCGGCAUCGGCGGUGAUCUUGUCGAGGAUGUUGCUCUUAUUGAUGAGUUUACGCAUCCCAAGACGGGCCGCAAGAGCAUGUGCUAUCGUAUCAACUACCGCAGUCUUGAGCGCACCUUGACGAACGAGGAGACCAAUGGACUACAUGAUCAGGUCCGGGAGAAGCUUGUUGGGCUCCUGGGCGUGGAAUUGAGGUGA
Messenger RNA from Penicillium lagena, 1539 nucleotides. RefSeq names its product phenylalanine--tRNA ligase. The transcript has a single exon. NCBI's taxonomy places the organism in Eukaryota, Fungi, Ascomycota, Eurotiomycetes, Eurotiales, Aspergillaceae. The record is from RefSeq and is a predicted model, not a curated record. Gene Ontology annotation, biological process: phenylalanyl-tRNA aminoacylation. Gene Ontology annotation, cellular component: cytoplasm; mitochondrion. Gene Ontology annotation, molecular function: ATP binding; tRNA binding; phenylalanine-tRNA ligase activity. Bases 1 to 1539 code for a protein of 512 amino acids.